Molecule: messenger RNA, 3665 nt
Organism: Homarus americanus (American lobster)
Lineage: Eukaryota; Metazoa; Arthropoda; Malacostraca; Decapoda; Nephropidae
Gene: TTLL15
Product: probable tubulin polyglutamylase ttll-15
Exons: 5
Coding region: 177-1742 (521 amino acids)
Biological process (GO): protein modification process
Source: RefSeq, a predicted model, not a curated record
CGUUUUGGUGUGUGUUGGUGCAGGGUGUGGACCUUUAAAUCCUUUAAAUUCACAUUAUAUUUUGAUGUUUGGCCAGCUGAGAAAUCUUCCUUUUAACCCGCCGUCGUAAAGAUCUCCAAGAAAUUUCUCUGCCCCUUUCCAUUAUACUUCAGGAAUGGUGUAGUGUACGUACAGUAAUGGGUACAGCUGCAGGCGGUGGGAUGGGUGUUGGAGCAGCCAGCACAUCCAUCUCAAGGCGACAAAUGAGGUUUCUCCUGGCUGUGGUGGUUGUAUUGGUAUUUGGAACCAUGCUUACAGCCCUCAAUGUGUAUGAACUACAUAGCCUGACCCGCGAACACUGGAGUAGAGAACACGUCCAUGGUGAAGCAGUGGCAGAGGCACGAGGGGCAAGUCACUAUGCGCGGCCUGUUGCCUGGGUCCGUGGCUCAAACAAGGGCACAGGUUAUCUGACACAUGUUACCAAUGUUUUACACCGGCUGGGCUAUGACCUGGCAGAGGAUGGAGAAGACUGGAAUGUUUUAUGGUCACAUAAUUAUCCCUUCAGGGAACUCAAGCAGAUGAUGACUCAUCUCAAGCCUCACCAAAGAGUUAACCACUUCCCUGGCUCAGGCUUCAUAACUAAUAAAGUCAAUCUUGCUGUUUCUGGACUGCCCUUCAUUCCCAGAGCCUUUAGGAUGCCAGCAGAAAAAUCUAAUCUACUUGAAUAUGCCAAACAGAACCCAGAUAUGAUGUUUGUGCAAAAGUCCAACAACCAUCGUGGGAUUAAAAUUGAGAAGCUGGAUGCCUUAGACUUAGGAGCUGAGGGAUCUUUUGUUCAAGAAUUUGUCCACAACCCAAUCCUUGUUGAUGGGUACAAAUUUGACAUUGGCGUGUACACCAUAAUUACAUCAAUACAGCCACUCAGGGUCUACAUCUAUGAGGGAGAUGUACUCUUUAGGUUUUGUCCUGAAAAGUAUCAUCCAUUUGACCCGGAGGUUCGUGAUAAGUAUGUGGUUGGUGAUGACUACUUGCCAACGUGGAAAGUUCCAUCAUUACAACAGUACUACAAAGAUUAUGGUUUUGGCAUGAAGCGAUCAUUUGAUGCAUGGCUCAGAGCUCAAGAUAAGGACCCUGAGGUAAUAUGGGACUCUGUGCGAGAUGCCAUUCGCAAUGUGUUUUAUGGUAAAGAGACAGCACUGAUACAGGCCACAUCUCACUACCCCGACUCAUCCAAUUUUUUUGAGAUGAUGCGAUUUGACUUUGUCAUUGAUGACCAGCUCAAGGUUCACUUAAUGGAGGCAAAUAUGUCUCCCAACCUGUCAUCAGCUCACUUCAAGGAAAACCGUCUCCUGUAUGAACAAGUGGUAUACAAUCUGCUUUGUCUGGUUGGUGUGGGUCGCGCUAUACACUCCAGCAGCCUGGCUUCACGUUCAACCGAUGAGUAUGAAAUGCAGGUUGCCCACAAGGACUUGGUAGUAUUUCCUGACCACUGUGCCACAAAUUGUCGUAAUGGUGGUAAUGACUGUAACAAAGUUGAGUGUCAGCUAUGUCUGCCAUGCCUCUCAAAAGAACAACUGGCUUACUUUUCUCGUGCUUACCUAGAGCACCAGCAAAGAGGGGCCUGCCGUCGUGUUGUGCCUCAGCCAAUUGAUCCAGAUCAUGCUCAUGAUGCUGCUAAUAUGAGUGGUCUUACUGCAGAAAAUACUCUAAUGAUGGAAUGGUUCCGGGGACAGUGCCUUUAUGAUAGAACAUUUUGCUCAUAGUUGCUAGAUAUAAAAAAUCACAAUACAGUUGUCACAACAUGUACAAAAGUUAAAGUGUACUGUAUACUUAAGGCAGCUGUUUGAAAAUGGGUAAUUUUGUUGGCAGUGACUUCUGUAAGUGUUACUUUUUUUAUUUAAGAGUGAUGACUUGCCUUGACAAUCAAGGCUUGCAGAUGUUUAUUGUGGAGCAUAUACUGUAGUUGAGGUACUGUGAGGAGUAUUCAGUACAGGUAUCCCUCCUUUAACGUUCAAGCACUUAGCGAUAUAAAAAUUUUAACACCCGUUCUUGUCUAACGAUUGGUCAAAAUUCAGUUUAGCGAUGUUCGACCCACUGGGAGGGAAGUCAGAAAACUGGAAUUACUGUGUUCCAAGUGUGCAUCAUUACGAUACAGUACUCUAAUGUGGCUUAUAAAUAAAGGAAAUAUAUAAAACUAUAAAAUGAGAAAAAUGAAGAGCAUAUGGGUGUGUAUGUGUGGGAGGUGAAUGUAUGUAUUGAGGCAGUGAGCUGAAAUUGCGACCAGCCACACUCUCAUUCCCCUCCAUGUGACGUCACAGCAUAUGUACUGUAUUUGGAAAAUUCCGGAAAAUUCUAGGGAUGGGGUUGGUUUUUAUCUGGGUUUGAGAGAUGAAAAUCAGGCGCAUUUUCCAGUACCGUACUCGGAAAAUUCAGGGGAUGGGGGAUAUUUUACCGGGUUCAAGAGAUGAUGUAAAGUGCAAUUUCUGGAACUUGCGAGAAUAUUUUUCCUUUACCUGGAAUCACAUUGUAUUUUAACCCUUAAAUCCCGGGUGAUGUUCCUCUAUGUUCACUAAGGCGACCCUGAGUGACAUUCCUCAAUGUUCUUAAUGUUCGUGGCAUACUUUGAGUGUCCAGGCGGGACGAAAUACUUUGUAAGGGAUUUAUUUACUUGGCAACUCAACUUGCAUGUAAUCUUUGUCUCAAGUCUAGUGGUCCAGUUACCUACCAGCUAUCAUGAUGGAUGCACGUCCUUUGAUGUCUCAUGACUUGCCUCGCCCCUCGACAGUUAUUCAUCAAGAGUUGCUUGAUUAGAGUGGCAUUGAUAUAGCAUUGGGUGACGAAGAAAGUGAUGAGGAGGAAACAGACCCAGAUGAUGUAGAGUUUGUUGAGGCAGCUAGCGGUGAGGAUAUUGAUACAGACAAUGCGCUCACUCCCUCCUCCCACCUCGCCAGUUUGCUUGGAGUGACUGCACUAAUUUUAUGCCUGAAAUACCAGUUUUCAACUGUGAAUUUAAAAAAAUGUUUUUUUGCCAAAAUAGGCCCACGUAAGGGGUGUGGCGGCGGGUCUUACAUUACCUGGGGCAUAAAAGUUAACUGACAAAAAAUAGUAUAUUGUGCCUCUGAAUGUGUUUUUAUUAUUUUUGGAUUCAAAAGUAAAUAUGCAGUGUAUUUGAGCAGAAUGAUGGUGCUAAUUAUUUAUAAUUUGUCUUUAUUUUUUGCAUAGUAAUUAAUAUUUCUACUGUACUUAAAAGUGUACUCUGCUUGAGAGUACUUGUGGGGUGUAGGUUGAUUUGGUGAAUGCCUAAGUCAUGAAAUUAUAGGCAAUAAUGAAUAGAAAAUUUUUCCUCUGGAUUAUGGGGAUAAUUUAUUUUCAAUUUUUUCAUGCCUUAGUCUUUUAUAAAAAUUUUAGUUCUUUACAGCUGAAUUAUGCAUUAGAUUUUAAAGUACAGUAAAGUGAUGAACUCCUUGAAAUAGACAAUUACAGUAUACCAGGGGAAGAUCCAUGGGGGUCCGGACCCCCCCCCCCCACCCCUUUUCGUCAUAAAAUUAAAAUACUUUUUUUGAUACAAUACAGUACUGUACUGUAUUGUAUUCAAGCAUUUUUGUAUUGUAAAAAGUAAUUACUACUGACUUCAGAAUAUAUCCUAAUAUCAAGUGCACUUGAUUUCAAAAUGGCCUCACAAUACA